GGGGGCGGGGCGGCGGCGCGCAGGCGUCUUAGCGGCGGGUCCCUGCGGCUCGGGAUGGAGGCUGAAUAUUUGUUUUGCCUUUGUGUCUUGCCAUUCCUCUGAAGAAGAGAAGACACUUAUAAAACCCUACACUUUGCCUUGCAUUCUAUAAGAUUACAGCGAAAUGGAUAUAUCAAAUCCCCCAACUUCCAAAUGUAUCACUUACUGGAAAAGAAAAGUUAAAUCUGAGUACAUGCGCCUUCGACAACUUAAACGGCUCCAGGCGAAUAUGGGUGCAAAGGCUCUAUAUGUAGCAAAUUUUGCAAAAGUUCAAGAAAAAACCCAGAUCCUCAAUGAAGAAUGGAAGAAGCUUCGUGUCCAACCUGUUCAGUUGAUGAAGCCUGUGAGUGGGCACCCUUUUCUCAAAAAGUGCACCAUAGAGAGCAUUUUCCCGGGAUUUGCGAGCCAGCAUAUGUUAAUGAGGUCUCUGAACACAGUUGCAUUGGUUCCCAUCAUGUAUUCCUGGUCUCCUCUCCAGCAGAACUUCAUGGUAGAAGAUGAGACAGUUCUGUGCAAUAUCCCCUACAUGGGAGAUGAGGUGAAAGAAGAAGAUGAGACUUUCAUUGAAGAGCUGAUCAAUAACUACGAUGGCAAAGUCCACGGCGAAGAAGAGAUGAUCCCUGGAUCUGUCCUAAUUAGUGAUGCCGUUUUCCUGGAGUUGGUAGAUGCUUUGAAUCAAUACUCGGAUGAGGAGGAGGAAGGGCACAACGACACCUCAGAUGGAAAGCAAGAUGACAGCAAAGAAGAUCUGCCAGUAACAAGAAAAAGAAAACGACAUGCUAUUGAAGGCAGCAAAAAGAGUUCCAAGAAGCAGUUCCCAAAUGACAUGAUCUUCAGCGCGAUUGCCUCAAUGUUCCCUGAGAACGGUGUCCCAGAUGACAUGAAGGAGAGGUAUCGAGAACUAACAGAGAUGUCAGACCCCAAUGCACUUCCCCCUCAGUGUACACCCAACAUCGAUGGCCCCAAUGCCAAGUCUGUGCAGCGGGAGCAGUCUCUGCACUCCUUCCACACACUGUUCUGCCGGCGCUGCUUUAAAUACGACUGCUUCCUUCACCCUUUUCAUGCCACCCCUAAUGUGUAUAAACGCAAGAACAAAGAAAUCAAGAUUGAGCCAGAACCAUGUGGUACGGACUGCUUCCUUUUGCUGGAAGGAGCAAAGGAGUACGCCAUGCUCCACAACCCCCGCUCCAAGUGCUCAGGUCGUCGCCGGCGAAGGCACCACGUGGUCAGUGCUUCCUGCUCCAACACUUCAGCCUCUGCUGUGGCUGAGACUAAAGAAGGGGACAGUGACAGGGACACUGGCAAUGAUUGGGCCUCUAGUUCUUCAGAGGCUAACUCACGCUGUCAGACCCCCACAAAACAGAAGGCCAGUCCGGCCCCACCUCAACUAUGUGUAGUGGAAGCACCCUUGGAGCCUGUGGAGUGGACUGGGGCUGAAGAAUCUCUUUUUCGAGUCUUUCAUGGCACCUACUUCAACAACUUCUGUUCAAUAGCCAGGCUUCUGGGAACUAAGACGUGCAAGCAGGUCUUCCAGUUUGCAGUCAAAGAAUCACUUAUCCUGAAGCUGCCAACAGACGAGCUCAUGAACCCCUCGCAGAAGAAGAAGAGAAAGCACAGGUUGUGGGCUGCACACUGCAGGAAAAUCCAGCUGAAGAAAGAUAACUCUUCCACCCAAGUGUACAACUACCAACCCUGCGACCACCCAGACCGCCCCUGUGACAGCACCUGCCCCUGCAUCAUGACUCAGAAUUUCUGUGAGAAGUUCUGCCAGUGCAACCCAGACUGUCAGAAUCGCUUUCCUGGCUGUCGCUGUAAGACGCAGUGCAACACCAAGCAGUGUCCAUGCUACCUGGCGGUGCGAGAGUGUGACCCUGACCUGUGUCUCACCUGUGGGGCCUCAGAGCACUGGGACUGCAAGGUGGUUUCCUGUAAGAACUGCAGCAUCCAGCGUGGCCUCAAGAAGCACCUGCUGUUAGCCCCCUCAGAUGUGGCCGGAUGGGGCACCUUCAUUAAGGAGUCUGUGCAGAAGAACGAAUUCAUUUCUGAAUACUGUGGUGAGCUCAUCUCUCAGGAUGAGGCUGAUCGACGAGGGAAGGUCUAUGACAAAUACAUGUCCAGCUUCCUCUUCAAUCUCAACAAUGAUUUUGUAGUGGAUGCUACCCGGAAAGGAAACAAAAUUCGGUUUGCAAACCAUUCAGUGAACCCCAACUGUUAUGCCAAAGUGGUCAUGGUGAAUGGAGAUCAUCGGAUUGGGAUCUUUGCCAAGAGGGCAAUUCAGGCUGGUGAAGAGCUCUUCUUUGACUACAGGUACAGCCAAGCUGAUGCCCUCAAGUACGUGGGGAUCGAGAGGGAGACUGAUGUCCUUUAGCCCUCCCGGGCCCCACACCAGCGCUUAUGGUAGCGGCACUGUCUCUGCUUUCAUGCACACACCACCGCUGCUCGAGUUUCCUGCACUAUGUGUCUCCUACACCGAGAAACCCACCCACCCGCUCCCUCUGUAGUGAGGCCUCAGCUGUGUCCAGUGGGGACAAAACUAUCUCCAUGAGAGGGGAGACAAAGGCAGCUAGGGCUUGGGCUCCCAGGAGAGAGAGUUGCACAAGCAGGAGACUGCAUCUCAGGCCUUGGAGGAAGAGAACACAGGCUGGGGGCAGAUGACUUAUGCUUGAUUUUCUUAUCAGCUACCCAGGCUGUGGGCCUCAGGAAUCAACUUGGACAAGCGGGCAAUUCAGGCUGGUGAAUUGCAUUAGCCUGUGAUUCUAGCUUUCCAAAUUAAGGGUCCUUCUGUAGUUGGGUUGCCAGCGUCUCUGUGGUCCUAAUACCUGGAGAGAACAGGCUCAGUGAAGUUUGGUACCUGGAGCUUAGCGUGGUCGGGGUUAAAGGCGAGCCUGGCAGGCAACACAGGCUGAGUUCAGCGGGGAGAUGGGUCACCUUACUACCUCUUUCCUCCUGACAGGCUUCACACUGAAAGAGUGUGGGUUCUAAGUAUAGAUAUGCAACACUGGGAGAAGGAAAACUAAGUCAUUCUUCCACGGACAGAGAGUGAGAACCAGCCUGACAACAAUAGAUAACCUGCUAAGCUUGGGGCCCAGCUGUAUACCCUGGAGAUGGAUGGAUACAUUUUCAGAUUCCCAGGAGCAGCUGCUGGUACCCUGUCAGCUCUUUCCGAAGUUCUGGCUUAGCAACUGCAGGCACACAUCAUGCUGCUGCUGAAGGAGUUGAGGGGCUUUUGUGGCCUGGCUGUGAUGCUCUGGUCCCCUGCACACACAGUUGUUUUCAGGCCUUUCAUUCCCCUUGAGGCUAGGCUCACAGGGCCACUGUGGCUUCUCUUCUGGGUAGAGGGGCGCAGGCCUGGACUAGAGAGGGGGAAUGCUGUUGGUUGAUUACUUUCCUGUCUGUAGCACCUGCUGUUGGAAAGGGUGAGUGGACAGUAUGUGUUUGGAGGUGGGCGAGGGGCUCCCAGAUUGCACGUGUUUAAGAUGGCAUCAUGCAUGCAGCACUGACUGGCAGAGGGUCCUUGAGGCAGGCCGACCACCUGUGCCAGUUUGUGGUGCCAUUCUCUCUGGGAUACACACAGAGCAAAGCACUUUAUUUCCUUUAGAAGGUCUGUAGAUUGGGGUGGCGUUUGAGCUAAGGUCUCUGGGGUCCCUGCCUAAAUCACGUUCCUGAGGGAGAAGGGAGAGAGGGUGGAAGAUUCUUCUCUAGUUCUGUCUCAUGUCCUGGGGGAGGCAGGGGAGGCUGCCUCGAAACAGGAGAACCUAAUGAGAGUGACGCCAGCUCUAAGAGCUGCCCCUGUGCCUGUGGCUGGUGCUGAGCUGGCAGGGAAUAUGGAGCAUUGCGCUGGAUAUAAAGACGUGGGCAGGUGCAGACUGGCCUAGGGAGUGUCAGAAUAGGGAGCAGGCUUCUCCCUUCUCUCGGGGAAAUCAGAGCCUCUCUUCCCCGGUCUAUGCUGACCACUCCCUUCCUACAACCCCACUGGCUGUCCCAUAAAGCAAGGAGUAGGCUUCCCUCUGGCCAAGCUGUCACAUAGGGAUUUUUGUGGGACAUGCACGCAUGCACGCACACACACACACACACACACACACUCUUUCACUUACCACACUUGUGAGCACACAUGCACUCAGCACUGAGCACACGCCCAGCCAGUUCCUGACGAGAAGCCUCUUCCCACCUGAUUGGGCCAGCCCCCACCAUGAUUCUGAAAUCUGCAUCUGCCGUGGUUUGUAUGCAUUGUGUACUGGGGACACCUUCUAGCUGAACUGUGGGCUCUGAAUUACUCAUAAAUUAUAGGGAAAAACUAUAGACAAGUGAAGGAGAGUUAGGGCUGUAUGAAAUGCCAGAGGCUGGCUAUAAGGAAUAGGUGGGGGAAAAAAUUACAUGCAGCCUUUGAGAGGCUAGACUCAAAGGAGCCCCCCCCCCCACCAGUGUGCAGAAUCACUGUGGUUGAUCCCCUCCCCCCCAGUGUCAGACCACUAAUACUCCUGUUCUGCCAGCAUUCCCAUCCUUUUCCCUGCUAUCCCCCACCUUUAAAUGACGGGUCUCAACCCCUCCCCCCCAGACAUGUAAUGAUGGAUGGAGCAAGGUGGUAGGAACCGGGGGAGGCUGGUAUAUGUGCGGCUUUAUUGCCAGUGAAUUUCACGCACUUUAAAGUCCUGUGGCUUGUGACCUCUUAUCUGAAUAAAGUGGUAGAAUCCA
Messenger RNA from Camelus dromedarius (Arabian camel), 4731 nucleotides. It is a transcript of the gene EZH1, whose product is annotated as enhancer of zeste 1 polycomb repressive complex 2 subunit. Lineage: Eukaryota; Metazoa; Chordata; Mammalia; Artiodactyla; Camelidae. Gene Ontology annotation, cellular component: nucleus; ESC/E(Z) complex. The transcript is spliced from 21 exons. The coding region runs from base 164 to 2407 and encodes 747 amino acids. Gene Ontology annotation, biological process: heterochromatin formation. The record is from RefSeq and is a predicted model, not a curated record. Gene Ontology annotation, molecular function: protein binding; chromatin binding; histone H3K27 methyltransferase activity.